Messenger RNA from Cadophora gregata, 1394 nucleotides. RefSeq lists its product as uncharacterized. Gene Ontology annotation, molecular function: isomerase activity. The record is from RefSeq and is a predicted model, not a curated record. The transcript has a single exon. Gene Ontology annotation, biological process: biosynthetic process. Bases 243 to 1253 code for a protein of 336 amino acids. Gene Ontology annotation, cellular component: cytoplasm. NCBI's taxonomy places the organism in Eukaryota, Fungi, Ascomycota, Leotiomycetes, Helotiales, Ploettnerulaceae.
CCGCUCCCCGCAUUGGUGCAAUAGCAUCAUAACAUUGCCAAUAAAAAGUCUUUAUAAGCAUUGAGAGAAUACCUAGAGGCCUCAUAUAAAACGAGAUCCCAGACUCCGAACAGAAAGUCAUUACGACUCAUCUUUUUCUUCUCUGUGACGGCCUUGCCUUGACUGCCACGUUCUGACCUUAACUUAUGUAUCCAAGAUAUUGAACGAAAAGUAGCCAGCUUUCGUACUACAGCAAUUUCACAAUGUCAUCCGUCCCAUUUGCAAUAGUGGACGUCUUCUCCACCACAGCCUACAAAGGGAAUCCACUCGCCAUCGUGGACAACCGAACUGCCGACCUCACCACGACUCAGAUGCAACUCAUCUCCAGGCAAUUCAACCUUUCCGAAACCACCUUCUUCUCACACUCUUCCCUCGAAAAGGCCAAUUUCAAACUCAGCUCUUUCCUUCCCGAUGGAAAAGAAGUGUUUGGAGCUGGACAUAAUAUCCUUGGGGUGUGGUGGUUCUUGGCGAAAGGUGGAUUCUUGGACUUGUCGAAACUUGCGAAGAAAGACACCGAGACUGGUGAUGAGGAGUUCGAACUUUGGCAAGAGCUGGGUGGAGAAGUCUUGCCUGUGAAGAUUGUGAGGAACGUUGGUUCCGCAAGGGAGAAGGACGGGUUUUCCGUAUCGAUUCGACAGGCACCACCAAAAGCUGGGAAUGUACAUCCAGACCCCGCAGCUCUAGCUAAGAGUAUCGGGCUUGAAUUAUCAAACAUUGGUAUCCCUAGGUCUGCAGAGAACGGCCGACCUCAAGUCUUUUCCACGUCUACGACUCGCCAUCUACAGGUACCAAUCUCUUCCAUCUCAGCACUGAAUCGAGCAGUUGUCACCCGGGACAAACUCCUUCAACAGCUUGCACUUGUGGAUGAAAAGGCAUAUGGACUCUAUCUCUUCUCGCCAGAACCAGGAAUGAAUAAUUCUUACCAAGCUCGUUUCUUCAGCCCUGGCAUGGCGGGCGAAGAUCCUGCUACUGGGACUGCGGCUGGGCCGUUGUCGGCAUAUUUGCAUACAAAAGGGCAGCUGGAGUUAGUGGAUGAUAUAGGGAAUAUCACUGUGCGUCAGGGCGUAAGAGUCGGUAGGGAAUGUCUCAUCAAGGUCACCCUGACAAAGAACGAGCAGAGUGGCGAUAAUGAUUUGAAUGUGGACUUUUCUGGUAGUGGGGUGGAGGUUGCAAGUGGAGAGAUUCAGGUUCCUGCUGUGACACUCGCAUUUUAAGUUCUUUUCGCGCACCAUUUCCUAGUAAAGCCUGAUGUAAUCCAUUAUUACUGGCAACUGUUGCUCUCCAAAGGAGUAUCACUGUUACCAUCCUGUAUAAAUGCUUUCUAAUCUAAAUUAUGUGGUUUCAAGUCUUUUGCU